Molecule: messenger RNA, 1129 nt
Organism: Solanum dulcamara
Lineage: Eukaryota; Viridiplantae; Streptophyta; Magnoliopsida; Solanales; Solanaceae
Product: agamous-like MADS-box protein AGL9 homolog
Exons: 8
Coding region: 201-926 (241 amino acids)
Biological process (GO): positive regulation of transcription by RNA polymerase II
Cellular component (GO): nucleus
Molecular function (GO): protein dimerization activity; RNA polymerase II cis-regulatory region sequence-specific DNA binding; DNA-binding transcription factor activity, RNA polymerase II-specific
Source: RefSeq, a predicted model, not a curated record
CCAAUAAGAAAAGACUAGAACAAUUUGUUUAACAGUAACUCUUAUGUAGGAGUACUGGCGUGCUUACUAUGGCUAUGUCUAUAUAUACAUAUUGCAUAUGUAUCUAUAAAUGCAUGUAUAUAUAAAAAGAUUGAAGCAAAGAAAGGCGUGAGAAGAAAAAGGGGUUUUGUGCUUUUGUUGUGGGAGAGAGAGAGAAAGAAAUGGGAAGGGGUAGGGUUGAGCUAAAGAGAAUAGAGAACAAGAUCAACAGGCAAGUGACCUUCGCUAAGAGAAGAAAUGGACUUUUGAAAAAAGCUUAUGAGCUUUCUGUUCUUUGCGAUGCUGAGGUUGCUCUCAUCAUCUUCUCCAAUAGGGGAAAACUCUAUGAGUUCUGCAGUAGCUCUAGCAUGCUAAGGACUUUAGAGAGGUACCAGAAGUGCAACUACGGAGCACCAGAAACGAAUAUAUCCACACGAGAAGCACUGGAAAUUAGUAGCCAGCAGGAGUACUUGAAGCUUAAAGGACGUUACGAAGCAUUACAGCGAUCACAGAGGAAUCUUCUUGGCGAAGAUCUUGGUCCUUUGAACAGCAAAGAACUUGAAUCACUUGAGAGGCAGCUCGAUAUGUCGCUGAAACAGAUCAGAUCAACUCGGACUCAGUUAAUGUUGGAUCAACUUACAGAUCUUCAGAGAAAGGAACAUGCAUUGAACGAAGCCAACAGAACCUUAAAACAAAGGUUGAUGGAAGGAAGCCAACUAAAUCUCCAGUGGCAGUCAAAUGCACAAGAUGUGGGCUACGGCCAGCAACCAACUCAAACUCAGGGCGAUGGUUUCUUUCAUCCUUUGGAAUGUGAACCCACUUUGCAAAUUGGGUAUCAGAAUGAUCCAAUAACAGUAGGAGGAGCAGGGCCCAGUGUGAAUAACUACAUGGCUGGCUGGUUACCUUGAAAGCUCAUGAUUCUGAUGACAUUAUUAUAUAUAUGCUCAAUGGUUUUUCUAUCAUAAACGUUAAAUCUCCUAAUUUAUGUAUGUUUUUUGAGAAAACAUUUCAUCCUAGACUAAUUGGGGAUCCAUAAGACAAUCCCAUUAUUGUUAGUAAAUUAUAAACUAGAUUUCCUAGAGUGCUUAAUCAGUAAAGUUAUUUUCCUCCA